Messenger RNA from Lepisosteus oculatus (spotted gar), 4540 nucleotides. RefSeq names its product HID1 domain containing b (gene hid1b). Lineage: Eukaryota; Metazoa; Chordata; Actinopteri; Semionotiformes; Lepisosteidae. The record is from RefSeq and is a predicted model, not a curated record. Gene Ontology annotation, cellular component: Golgi trans cisterna; Golgi medial cisterna; membrane.
CUCAUUCAUCGCCUUGGCAGCGAGAGAGCCGGAGGAGGAGGAGGAGGGAGGGUGGUGAGAGAGAGAGAUUAUUUAGGGAUCAAAACAGACAGGCUUGUCUUGACACCCGAGGGGAGGAAAAAAAAAAUGGGGAACUCCGACACCAAGCUGAACUUCAGGAAAGCCGUAAUACAGCUCACAACUAAAACGCAGCCUGUGGAGGCAACCGACGACGCCUUCUGGGACCAGUUUUGGGCUGACACGGCUACCUCAGUGCAGGAUGUGUUUGCCCUGGUGCCAGCAGCGGAGAUCCGAGCGGUUCGCGAGGAGUCUCCCUCAAACCUGGCAACCCUCUGCUACAAGGCAGUGGAGAAGCUGGUCCAGGGGGCAGACUCGGGCUGCCCCUCGGAGAAGGAGAAGCAGAUCGUGCUCAACUGCACCCGCCUGCUCACUCGCAUUCUGCCCUACAUCUUCGAGGACCCGGACUGGAGGGGCUUCUUCUGGUCCACUGUGCCAGGGGCUGGCCGAGCUGGGGCAGAUGAAGGAGAUGAUGAUAAUGCCCGGCCUCUGGCAGAGUCCCUCCUGCUGGCCAUCGCCGAUCUUCUCUUCUGCCCAGACUUCACUGUCCAGAGCCACAGGAAGGGAGGUCCAGACACUGCGGAGGACAUCCAGUCACUAGACAGUUGUGAGUACAUCUGGGAGGCUGGAGUAGGAUUUGCUCAAUCGCCACCGCUCAACUACAUCCAUGACCUCAACAGGACAGAGUUGCUGAAGUUGCUACUGACCUGUUUCUCCGAGGCCAUGUACCUCCCUCCUUCCUCCGAAAAUAACAUCCUGAACCCCUGGGUGACAUUCUUCUGUUCCACAGAUAACCGCCACGCCCUGCCUCUCUUCACCUCCCUGCUCAACGUGGUCUGCGCCUACGACCCAGUGGGCUACGGCAUCCCCUACAACCACCUGCUGUUCUCCGACUACCGCGAGCAGCUGGUGGAGCACGCCGUGCAAAUCCUCAUCGUCGCCCUGGAGCACGAGGGCGGCGUGGCGGCCAGCAGCCCCCCGCUCGAGGGGCCUAACUCCACCGCGGCCCUGGAGGACCAAGACCCUGUGGGACCUGACAACCUCUUUGUCAAUUACCUGUCCAGAAUUCACAGAGAAGAGGACUACCACUUCAUCCUGAAGGGGGUGGCCCGGCUGCUGACCAACCCCCUGAUCCAGACCUACCUGCCCAACUCCACCAAGAAGAUCCAGUUCCACCAGGAGCUGCUGGUGCUCUUCUGGAAGCUGUGCGAUUUCAACAAGAAAUUCCUGUUUUUCGUGCUGAAGAGCAGCGAUGUGCUGGAUGUGCUGGUGCCCAUCCUGUACUACCUGAAUGACGCCCGGGCUGACCAAUCCCGAGUGGGUCUGAUGCACAUUGGCGUCUUCAUCCUGCUGCUGCUGAGUGGGGAGAGGAAUUUUGGGGUCCGGCUCAACAAACCCUACUCAGUGCGUGUGCCCAUGGACAUCCCUGUCUUCACGGGCACCCAUGCCGAUCUGCUCAUUGUGGUCUUUCAUAAGAUCAUCACCAGUGGACACCAGCGCCUGCAGCCUCUUUUUGAUUGCCUGUUGACAAUUGUGGUCAAUGUGUCUCCCUAUCUUAAGAGCUUGUCAAUGGUUGCUGCAAACAAGCUUCUUCACCUACUGGAGGCCUUCUCCACACCCUGGUUCCUCUUCUCUGCCUCCCAGAACCACCACUUGGUCUUCUUCCUGCUGGAGGUCUUCAAUAACAUCAUUCAGUACCAGUUUGAUGGCAACUGUAACCUGGUGUACGCCAUCAUCCGCAAGCGAAACGUCUUUCACCAGCUGGCCAACCUUCCCUCUGACACCUCGUCCAUCCAGAAGGCCCUCCAGCGGAAGAAGAAGUCCCCCGACGCCAUCUCCCGCACCAACUCCCAGGAGGCGGUCUCCAUGGAGGGUUCCCGGCCAGCUGUCCCAGCAGAGCCCGGCACCCUCAAGACCAGUUUGAUCGCCACUCCAGGCAUUGACAAACUGACAGAGAAGUCCCAGGUUUCUGAGGACGGCACGAUGGUCUCUGUCCAACAGACAGAUUCUCCUCAGACCCCAUCAGAUAACGGCGGGAUUGCAGGAGCCAGCGACACCGAGUCCAACUCGGGGAGAGACAAUGAGGAUGUCUUCUACACAGAGACGGAAAGGAGGCGUCUGUCCAGCGUGUCCUCAGUGAGUCAGUGGACGCCCACACCAGACUGGGUCCUGUCUUGGAAAACUAAGCUUCCUCUCCAGACCAUCAUGCGCCUCCUACAGGUCCUAGUUCCUCAGGUAGAGAAAAUCUGCAUUGACAAGGGCCUGACGGAUGAAUCGGAGAUCCUGAAAUUUCUCCAGCAUGGGACCUUGGUUGGACUGCUCCCAGUGCCACAUCCCAUCCUCAUCCGCAAGUACCAGGCCAACGCGGGCACAGCCAUGUGGUUCCGCACAUACAUGUGGGGAGUCAUCUAUCUACGUAAUGUGGAUCCCCCGAUCUGGUACGACACCGACGUCAAGCUCUUCGAGAUCCAGAGGGUGUAGAGAGCAGAGCUCGAGAGCCACCAGCAGAGGCAGGACCGUAGUGUGAAUCGCCACCCCUGUGAGCAACACACGGUCCAGCUUCUGAGGGACACCACUCCCCUGCGUCUGAGCUGGUCUGUUUGAGAAAGAAGGCCAGGAAAGCUCGGUCAGCAACUGCUUUUUGCCAGCAGUGCACUGGCUGGAGAGAUGUUAGGCCUGUUUUCCACUGUUGAUUAAGCCAAAAGCUCUUGAUGUUAAGGGGCAUCUCACGUUUUGAGCUGCUGACAGACACAUUUCACUUUGGCCAUUUGACAACUUCUACCUAGUGAAAGGAGUCAGUAAAUAAAAAUAAAGAACAUAGGAAAACACAUGUGAGUAAAGACCCUUCCACUUCAGUGUAAACAUUUGUAAAUGAAGUCUCAGUAAUAAAAGUCACACUAGAAAAGGCACUCAUCCAGCUUUGCAUUGAUGCCUUUAGAAAAACACCAUAAGCAUUGUACAGAAGGGAAAAACACCAGAGUUUUUUCUUUGUCAGCCUGAAUUGUUAGGCAGAGUUAUCCCAUACCACACUGUGGGCUGGAGCAUGUGUCAGUUUCCUGAGUGAUCUUUCUGCAGGGAUAAGUUCGAAACUGCAUUCAAACCACACCUUUCAUCGUGGAGAAAAUAUUUCUAUAUCAAAUUGUAAAAACCUAGUGAUAAAGGUUUCCUAACUCUCUGGUCUUGAAUGAAAAAUGUCAUAUAUUGAAUUCCUGCAAGUCUAGUUGUGUGAGACAAACUCUGUUGUGAAUAGUGAUGUCAUGGCUUAUGUAAUUAAACAUAUCUUCACAGGCAAUCAAUCGCUGACAUGAAAAGAAUGUUUAUCCACCACAUGGAAACAGGUGGUAUAUAUGAUCCAUUAGUACUUCUGAUUGGCCAAUCGCUUGGUAUUAAUGAACUCCUGGAAGCUCUUGUCGCUUUAAUACACUGUCACUGCUUUCAGCAUCUUAAAAUGAGCACACCAUUGAUGCACAAUCCAGACAGGGUAGUGGAAUACUUUGCUUUCUCUGAAUUUAGGAAUACCACAAAAGACUGAGAAGCUAAUAUUUCUUAAAAACUUGUUGCCCCUAUAUUUAAGUAUUCUGGCCGUAAUCUGUAUAGGUCUGUGCUGUAACUGCCAUUUCUCUGACAAGUGCGCGACUGACAGAGCCAUGUGCUCAGUCUCCUGUUUUUAAGCCAUCACGAUCUCAUCUGAUCUAGGAUCAGAGAUGUGCAUGCAGAAAAUAUUUGGAACUUCACGUGAUCACUUCCAGUUUGAGGUGUAAGUGCACUCGCACAAGGAGGCACUCUAAGUGAUCCAUUUCUCUUGUUUUGCAUUUAAUCCAAAAUUGGAUCUCCAUGUUGGUUUUCUGCUGCAAAAUUGAGCUGUGGUGCUGGUGCAAUUCAACAUCAAACUUGUGUGGCCCUGCCUCAGCUUUUGUAGCUUCAGGUUUAAGUUUUUGCUUCUUUAUGCUUUCCAUGUCGUACUUUUAUGGUGACUUACAGAAUACUGAGAAAUGCGUGUUGUGGUCACGCGAAAAUGUUAAUUGGCCAGCACAGUUUACGGACAAUCAGAAUGUAAAAUUUGGAGAGUUAAAUCUGUUUUGCUGCCACAAUAUCAUAUUCUUUUCAUUACAUUUGUGUUUUCAGUGUAAUAAAAAAACGCAAAGUCAGUAAAAGAGGUAAAAAAUGAAAGCAAGAAAUAAUGGACCUGUUAUAUGGUCUUAAUAUUCACUAUAUAUUUUGUUUUGGUAUAAAAAGCUAUAAAGGGACAUCUUUUGAAAUAUUCCUGGACUUCAGCUGGAAUGUAUUUAUUGUUCUGAAACACUGUUGAACUAGUCCGCUUCAGUUGUGUUGCUGCUGUAGUGGUCUUUGUGUUGAUGAUGCCAAUGUAUUUGUUCUUCACAAACAACAAGGAAAUGAUGAGUUGUAUGAAGGAGUAUUUUUUUUUUCCUUAAAGAUCUGUAGAGUCUAUUAUAAAUUAUUUAUAAAGGAAAUGUUAAACCAA